Molecule: messenger RNA, 8648 nt
Organism: Melospiza georgiana
Lineage: Eukaryota; Metazoa; Chordata; Aves; Passeriformes; Passerellidae
Gene: MYO18B
Product: myosin XVIIIB
Exons: 45
Coding region: 1-7962 (2653 amino acids)
Cellular component (GO): myosin complex
Molecular function (GO): ATP binding; protein binding; cytoskeletal motor activity
Source: RefSeq, a predicted model, not a curated record
AUGUGCCUGGAGGAGGAGGAGGAGGAGGAGGAGCUCCAUGUUUACAGCGUUGGGAUCACAGCCAUUCUGGCAGCAGGUGCCAGCGCCCUGGGUGUACCCAUGGAGCUUUUGGGUCAGAUGCUGAGCGACCAAGCCGAGGAGCAGCAGGGCCCCGCGGUGCCGCCGCCUCUCCCCAGGCGAGGCCCCGGUGCCACCGCCGCGGGUAUUUUUAGCAGUGACAUGUGUCACCUCAGCUGCCACCGCGCCGGGGGCGGGGGGAGGCGGCCGCUGACCCUCUCGGUGCUGCCGGUGCUGCCGCUCUGGGCUCGCCGGGAUCCCGGUGCCGGUGUGGGACACCAGCACCCACCGCCCCCGCCAGCACCGUCCUGCCUCGCCGCCACCAUGGCCAUCUCCUCGCGCCUCGCGCUCUGGGAGCAGAAGGGAAGUCUCAGUCCUGGCACUGCUGCUGUUAUCCGUGACGAGGACCGGGGGCCACCCCCGUCUGCUCCCCCCCUGCUCCUGUCGGUCAUCCCCGGGGGUUUCAUCAAGCAGCUGGUGCGGGAGACUGAGCAGGAGGCCAAGGAGGCGAGGAGGAGAAAGGAGAGCAGGGUGGGCACCAAGGAGGAGCCCACGGGGAAGGACGGAGAGCCCCGAGCAGGGGCGGGCAGCGAGGGGCCCCUGAGGAAUGGGCUGAAGGCAGAGGGGCAGGGGGGCAAGGGGCCCACAGCCCCCCCAAACAAGGAGCUGCCCCCUGUGCCGGGGACUGUCCCCAGCAAAACCCCUGCACCGGGCCCAGCAGAGACACCCCCCAAAAAACCAGAGACAUCCCCCAAAACAGCAGCGCCUGCCCCCAAAUCGGCAGAAACACCCCCAAAAAGAGCAGAGACCCCCUGCAAACCAACAGUGACAUCCUCAAAACCAGAAACAUCCCCCAAACCAGCAGAGACCACCCCCAAACCAGCAGAGACCCCUCAGCCAGGGGCUCCCAAGGUGGGAAAGAUUUUGUGGCCCAGGAAGAGCCUCAAGGACACUUUCCUGGGGGGCAGCCCCCCAACUCCAGCCCCUGCACCCAGCCAGGGCCCCCAGCGUGGCAGCAAAGGGCCAGGGAAGGAAGGGGACACCCCCAAGGGGACAAACCCUGAGAGCAGCAAGAAGGAGAAGGGGACAAUCCUUGAGAACACCAAGAAGGAGAAGGGGACAAUCCCUGAGAGCACCAAAGAGAAGGGGACAAUCCUUGAGAGCACCAAGGAGAAGGGGACAGUCCCUGAGAGUACCAAGAAGAAGGGGACAAUCUCUGAGGGCACCAAGAAGGAGAAGGGGACAAUCCCUGAAAGCAGCAAGAAGGAGAAGGGGACAAUUCUUGAGACCACCAAGGAGAAGGGGACAAUCCUUGAGACCACCAAGGAGAAAGGGACAAUCCUUGAGACCACCAAGAAGGGGACAAUCCUUGAGAGCAGCAAGAAGGAGAAGGGGACAGCCCUGAGGCACGAGGAGCCCCCAGCCAAGGGGAAGGCCCAGAGGGAGCUGUUGUCAGCCAGGAAAGAGCCAGAGAAGAUGAAGAAAGAUGUUGGAGGUGGCAAGCCGGAGCCGAGGGAGGUCAAAAAGCCUGAAAAAGCCACAAACAAGCCAGAGGCUCUCAAGGGGGAGCCGGGAGGAAUGCAAGAGAAGCCCACAGAUGUGGGAAGAGAGGUGGGGAAGGUGAAGGAGGAGCUGGGGAAGGGUAAAGAGAUGCUGAAAGAGAGCAAAGGGAUCGGCAAGAGCACAGACAAGGACCAGGCUGAAGAAACAUCGGGAAGGAGCCAAGAGAUGAGCAAGAGCAUGGAGAAGGAGCAGGAUGGGGAGGCAUCAGGCGAGAGCACGGACAAGGACCAGGCUCCGAGGGACGUUUGGUACGAAGCAGAGAAGGUGUGGCUGAUGCAGCAGGACGGGUUCACACUGGCCACACAGCUGAAACCAGACGUGGGGACACCGGAGCUGCCAGCAGGGAGGGUGAGGGUGCGCCGGGACGAGGAUGGCACCGUCACCGAGGUGGACGAGGACAGCGUGCAGAGGACCAACCCCCCCAGCCUGGACCAGGCCGAGGACCUGGCUGCCCUCAUCAGCCUCAACGAGUGCAGUGUGAUGCACACGCUGCGGCAGCGCUUCCGAGCCCGCCUGCCCUGCACCUACGCGGGGCCCAGCCUGGUGGCCAUCGCCACUGCGACCGCCGAUAGCACGGGCAAGAUUCCCAGGGGGAAGCGGGACAACCUCCCCCCCCACAUCUGCUCGCUGGCACACAGAGCCUACAGGAACCUGCUGCUGCAGAGGCAGGACCAGGCCAUCGUGCCCCUGGGGCACAGCGGGGCUGGCAGGACCCGCUGCUGCCAGAGAGCCCUGGAGUACCUGGUGGGCACGGCGGGCAGCCUGGAUGGCAGGGUCACAGUGGAGAAGAUCCAGGCCAUGUUCACAGUGCUGGGAGCCUUUGGCUCGGUGAGCACCGGGCACAGCAGCAGCUCCACGCGCUUCUCCAUGGUCCUGUCGCUGGAUUUCAGUGCCACUGGCCAGGUCACCGCUGCUCACCUCCAGACCCUGCUGCUGGAGAGGGCCCGUGUUGCCCAGCAGCCCGAUGGAGAGAGCAGCUUCAACAUCUUCCCACUGCUGCUGGCAGGGCUGGAUGUGGCAGAGAGGACGAUGCUGCACCUGCACCAGGUGGCUGAGAGCAAUUCCUUUGGGAUCAAGCCCUUCACAAAGCCUGAGGACAAGCAGAGAGCCCUGGUGGCCUUCUCCCAGCUCCGGGCUGCCAUGGGCACGCUGGGCAUCACCGCGGAGGAGCAGGCGGCCGUGUGGCGUGUCCUGGCUGGAAUCUACCACCUGGGAGCUGCUGGAGCCUGCAAAGUGGGCAGGAAGCAGUUCCUGAGGUUCGAGAGCGCCAGCCGCGCUGCCGAGGUGCUGGGCUGCGACGUGGAGGAGCUCGGCAGCGCCGUCUUCAAGCAUCACCUGAGGCACAUCCUGGCGCAGGUGACAGCGCGGGGCCGGCCCCAGGCAGAGGAGAGCCCGCCAGGGCUGAAGAUGACGGGAGUGGAGUGUGUGGAGGGAAUGGCCUCGGGGCUCUACGAGGAGCUCUUUGCUGCUGUGGUCUCGCUCAUCAACAGGUCCUUCUCCUCCCAGCACCUCUCCAUGGGCUCCAUUUCCAUCGUGGACACCCCUGGCUUCCAGAGCCCGCGGCAGCAGCGGCGCGAGCGAGCGGCCACCUUCGAGGAGCUGUGCCACAACUACGUCCAGGAGAGGCUGCAGGGGCUCUUCUAUGAGAAAACCUUCCUGAGGGAGAUAGAGAGGUACAGAGAGGAAAAUGUUGAGGUGUCUUUUGAUCUUCCAGAGCGCUCUCCGCUGGCCACGCUGUCCAUCAUCGACCUGAGCUGCUCCCAGCCGCAGGUGCUCAAGGGCAGCGCUGGGGAUGCUCGCCGGGGGCUGCUGUGGAUCCUGGAUGAGGAGGUGCUGGUGCCAGGCUCUGGGGAUGGCACUGCCUUUGAGCGCCUCUGCUCCUACUUCGCCACCAAGGCGCCCCACCAGGACGGUGAGGGGCACCUGCGCAGGUGUGAGCAGAUGCUGCACUUCGAGAUCUGCCACCAGCUGGGCACGGCCCCCGUGCGCUACGACCUCACGGGCUGGGUCAGCAAGGCCAAGUUCAACCUGUCGGCCCAGAAUGCCAUCCAGGUGCUGCAGAACUCCACGGUAUCCGCCGUGCGGGAGCUGGUGCGGGCUCGGGCGGAGGCUCCGCUGUGCUGCCCUGCCCUGGCCGGGCUGGAGGGGCGCUCCCAGGCCAACCUGCACCGCAACGCGUGCCUGAGGAAAACCUUCUCCAGCAGCUUGGCCGCCGUGAGGAAGAGGUCGGUGUGCGCGCAGAUCAAGCUGCAGGCGGAUGCCCUCACCAACCUCCUCCGGCGCUCCCAGCUGCACUUUGUGCACUGCCUGCUCCCGGGGAUGGGCGGGGAAGGGCCGGUCCCUCGGCCCCCAGCGCCGCCAGAUGCAGCCCCACAGCUGGACGUGGUGGCCCUGAGGACACAGCUGGAGGGGACCCAGCUCCUGGAUGCCCUGCGCCUCCACCGUGUCGGCUAUUCGGACCGGCUGCUCCUCACCCAGUUCCGCAGGCGCUUCCAGGUGCUGGCUCCCGAGGUGAUGAAGAAGCACAACUCUGCCUAUGAGGUGCCAGAUGAGAGCAAGGCCAUCGAGGAGCUGUUCCAGGCGCUGGAUCUGGAGAAGAAGAGCGUUGCCAUAGGACGCACCCAGGUGUUCCUGAAGCCGGGGGUGAUCUCCAGGCUGGAGAAGCAGCGGGACAAGCUGAUAGCCCAGAAGAUGACUCUGCUCCAGGCUGCCUGCAAGGGCUUCCUCAGCCGCCAGAAGUUCAAGAGACUGAAGAUCCAGCGCCUGGCCAUCCGCUGCAUCCAGAAGAACCUGCAGGUGUUCCAGGCAGUCAGGCACUGGCCCUGGUGGCAGCUGCUGGGCCACCUGAGGCCCCUGCUCAGUGUGAACCUCGCUGAGGAGCAGCUCCGUGCCAAGGAGGAGGAGCUGGCGGCGCUGAGAAGGAAGCUGGAAAAAUCCGAGCAGGCGUGCAGCGAGCUCAGACAGACUACAGAGAGCUUGGAGAGCAAGAUCAUCGACCUGACCACGGAGCUGUCGGACGAGCGCUACAAGGGCGAUGUCACCUGCCAGGCCCUGGACGGGGAGCGGGCAGAGCGGCUGCGGGGCACCCGCGAGCUGCAGGAGCUGCAGAGCAAGCACGACCAAGUGCAGAAGAAGCUGGAGUCGGUGGAGAAGCAGCUGGAGGAGGCGCAGCAGCUGGUGCAGCUGCGUGAGAUGAAGAUCAGCGGCUCUGGAGGAGAGGACGAGUGGCAGGUGAGGUUUGACUGUGCCCAGACCGAGAUCGUUUUCCUGCGGAAGCGGCUGGCGCAGCUGGAGGAGCGGCUGGAGGCAGAGCUGGGCACCAGGACAGGGCUGGAGCAAAAGCUGGCUGAGGCACAGGCAGCGUGCCAGGCGGCGCGGGACGGGGCGCAGCGGCUGCGGCGGCGCUGCCAGCGCCUGGCCUGCGAGCUGGAGGACGCCCGGGUGCUGGCUGAGAGCCAGCAGAGCCGCAGCCACGAGCUGGAGAAGAGGCAGAAGAGGUUUGACCUGCAGCUGGCCCAGGCCCUGGGGCAGUCUGCCUUCGAGAAGAGCCUCCGUGAGAAGCUGUCCCAGGAGAACACCAGCAUCCGCUGGGAGAUGGGCAAACUGCAGCAGAGCCUGGAGCACAAGGAGGCCGAGGUGGCCAGGCUGGAGCAGCAGGUGGCCGUGUUGGCCAGCCGAGUGCAGGAGCUCAGCGCCCCCGGGGCCAUGGACACGGUGCCUGGGCUCAAGAAGAAGCUCUGGGACCUGGAGGGCAGCGCUGCUGAGCAGAAGAAGGAGCUGGAGAGGCAAACAGCUGCUGUAGAGCACCUGGAGCAGCUCCACGAGAGGCUGGAGCUGGAGAUGGAGAGGAUGAAGCAGAUCCACCAGAAGGAGCUGGAGGACAAGGAUGAGGAGCUGGAGGACACGCAGAAGUCCUGCCAGAAGAGGCUGCGGCAGCUGGAGAUGCAGCUGGAGCAGGAGCACGAGCAGAGGCAGAUGGUGCUGCACGAGAAGCACGACCUGGAAGGGCUCAUUGGCACCUUGUGUGAGCAGAUCGGCCACCGCGACUUCGACGUGGAGAAGCGGCUGCGGCGGGACCUGCGGAGGAGCCGGGCGCUCCUGGCCGAUGCUCAGCUGCUGCUGGCGGCCCCAGCCGGGCCCGGGGGCAGCGCUCCGGAGCUGGAACACCUGCGCAAACAGUUGGAAGAGAGCGAAGCCAAGUGUGCAGAGGCCCAGAGAUGCCAGCAGACAGCAGCCCAGGAGCUGGAGAACCUGCACACGGAGCUGGAGACCCUCAGCAGAAGCAAGACCCUGGUGGACGAGCAGCUGUUCCAGCUGCAGCACGAGCGAGCCGACCUGCUGAAGCGCAUCGAUGAGGACCAGGAGGACCUGAACGAGCUCAUGGAAAAGCACAAGGCUCUGAUUGCCCAGUCGGCCACGGACAUCGCUCAGAUCCGGGAGCUGCAGACGCAGGUGGAGGAUGUGAAGAAAGAAAAGCAGAGCCUGCAGGAGAAGCUGCAGGCAGCUCAGGCCAGGGCAGCCCAGCUGGAGCAGUGCCCGGCCGAGCGCUCCAUCGUCAGCCGGCAGGAAGCUCGGAUCCGGGACCUGGAGAGCCAGCUGGACUUCCAGGCCGUGCAGAUGAAGCGCUUCGAGGUGCUGGUGCUGCGCCUGCGGGACAGCAUCAUCCAGAUGGGAGAGGAGCUGGAGAAGGCGGCCGAGUCGGAGGCGCGGGAGAGGGAGAGCAGCAGGUACUACCAGAGGAGGAUGCAGGAGAUGAAGGCUGACAUGGACGAGCUGGUGCAGAGGGAGCUGGAGUCCAGCCGCCGGCGCGUGGAGCUGGAGCAGCAGCUGGCAGAGCUGGCGGAGGCGCGGCAGGGGCUGCAGGCUGACCUGGGCACCUCCAUGCGCCGCAUCGCAGACCUGCAGGUGGCCCUGGAGGGGCUGAGGGACAGCGACGACAGCGACGCUGACAGGGAUGCCUGCUCCACUGUUGGCUCCGUGCUCAGCCUGGAGCCUGCAGAGAGUGUCAAGUCCUGGCCGAGCUCCUCCUCAGGCUGGACGUCCCUGCUGAGUGCCAGCGUGGCCGGGAGCGUUCCAGCACCAUCCGUGGGCAGCCGCAGCACCCAGAGCCUCAGGGUGAGCAGAGACACCAAGGACCCCGCUCCGAGCCGCCCUCUCUCCUCCCGGAGCUCUGCCCGCCCCACCGAGGCAGCAGAUCCGGGGAGAACCACGAGUCCCCUGCUGGCGGCCAGAAGACGGGAAUUUGGGAAACCUCAGGCAGAAGAAGAGGAGCUGGAGAGCCCAAAGAAGCCGGUGGAUAGGAUAGGAGACUCAUCCCCAUCGCUGCUGCGCGGGGUGUCCCCGCCGGUGCCCAGCCGGAGGAGGCUCUCGGUGGCAUCGGGGUCGGUCCCGGUGGCAUCGGGGUCGGUCCCGGUGGGCUCGGGGCCGGUGCCCAGCUCUGCCGCCCUCUCCGAGUACGUGGAGGAGCUGCGGCGGCAGCGGGAGCCGGGUUUGGGGGACGCGUCCCCGCUGCCCAUUUACCGCACCACCGGUGCCGCGGCCCUGCGGCGCUCCAGGGCUGCCCUGGAGGAGCCCCCGGGGAGGCUGGAGGGGGAGCGGGCAGGGGAUGGAGAGGGAGCAGGUGCCAGCCUCACCCGCUCCUCCAGCCUGCGGAGCAUGGCCUCGGAGCCGGCCGGGCCCCCGCGUUCCCCAGUGCUCAAAAAGGCAUCGAAAUUCGGCUCCUACGAGUCCCUCCUGCCGGGCCUGGACGGCUCCGGCCGCCGGCCGAGCUCCCCGGCUGCGGGGAUGGAGGUGCCGCGGCUGAGCUCCUGGAGGAGCUGCCUGGAGCCCUCGCUGGAGGACGUGGAGCUGGGCAAGGAGCCGGAGGGAUUGCUGGGCGAGGGGAAAGGGAGCGACCCCUUCAGCUGGAGAAUCCCCACGCUCAACUACGAGAGGAGAACCAAGGUUGACUUCGAUGAUUUCGUGCCGGCCAUCCGCAAGUCGCGCUCGGCCAGCAGCCUGGGCAGAGCCCGCAGGGACCGGAGGGACCCCCGGGCCCUCACCGUGCGCUUCGAGGACGAGGCCAUCGCCUCGGGCAGCCUGGAGCCCUCCGACACCAAGGGCACGGCCAAGGGCAGGGAAGAGCCCGGGGAUGUCUCCGACGCCUCCUCAUCCUCGGGCUCGCAGCGCUCGGCCCGCAGCGCCGACAGCGUCAAGCGGCGGCCGCAGCCCCCGAGGGCGGCCGGGGAGGGCUCCAGCGGCAGGGCCGGCAGCCAGGGCAGCGCCGCGAGCCGCCGAGCCGAGGCCGAGGGCAGGGAGGACGAUGUCAGCAGCAUCAUGAAGAAAUAUCUGGGCAAAGAGUAAGGAAGCAAAUUUGCAUAAUGCAACGUCCCAAUUUCUGCAGGAUCCGUUUCCAUCGAGCCCCAACCCGCAGUGACGAGGAGCCACGAUGGGCACACAGCAUCCCUGCUCCUGGCAGAACCACCUCACGUGAGCAGAGACUGCAGAAGGCUCCACAGAAGUCAUGGGAUGGUUCUACAAACUUAUUUUGGUCCUGGACACACCGUGGUUUCCUCAUGCUCCUGCCCCGUUUCCCAGCUUUGCUCAGGGCCAGCCGCGGGGACAAGGACUUUCCUGUUCUCCCGCAGUUGUUUGACUUGGGAGUUGGUGCUUAAAUUCAACCCCAGCGGCUGCCACAGAUGCUGAGGAUGUGCCAUGGCCUGGGAAAGCCGCUCUGAGGGGAGCUGGGGGGACACCAAACCCCUCCCUUGUAACCCAGAGCUGCAGCCCAGGUGUCUCAUCCCACGCUGCACUGCCCGAAAAUGCAGCUAAUCCUGAGGAUGCUCUUGGGUCUCAGUGUGACACCCAGCAACAGCAGAGCUCUGAAACUUUGAUAAUUCCACAGGUAUUUGAUGGAUCCAUCUGUGCUUCCAUGGCUGCAGCCUGUGGGGGACACCUGGGCACAUCCCAGUGGUUUGCAAGGCACAUGGGUGAUGGAGGGGCUCUUUAAUGUCUGCUUGGUUUUUACACAAUAAAAUAUUUGCUUCUUU